UUCUUCACAAAUUGAUUAAACUUUUCAAAAACUAGUUUCCCUAAAUUUUAGGGAAUCUAUUUAUUAGAAAUCUUGAUUGACAAAUCAAAUGGUUUCUACAAAAACAAAAAAACUAAAAAAUAAAACUUGAUUGGAUGAAACAUAGUAUUUGCAAAAACAAAAACCAAAUCAAAAACCACGAACAAUCAACCUAGAUCUGGCUUCUCCUCUUCAUCGAGAAGGUGAAACCCUCUACUCCGACGUUAUAAUGCCGUUUAAUACGGUGAUGGAAGUGGAGCCUCCGAGUCUGAUACGGUACUUGAUCGGAUCGGCGGUGAUGAUGAUCGGCGUGGUAUUGCCGGUUGGUUACAUGAUGUUCCGCAACAAGCGAGUCCCCUCCUCCUCCUCUUACUCUAAACAGACGUAGAAACAAAGUUUUGAUAUAGAGAGAGCCAAAGACUGCGGUUGAGUUCAACUGGAUUGUGAAAGAUGCUGCCAUAUUGAUUGAUAUGGGCGAUUGUAAAAUUACAUCGAUUGUAAGAGAUCCUUAGAUAUGAGAUUCAUUAACCAAGAAAUGUGACUACUUUCUUCGUUAAUCUUCUUGUUUUGUUUCUUGGUUAGCUAUUCCAAAGUCUAUUAUGUAACACAACCUCCUCCAUUAAGUAGAAAGAUAAUAAGUUUCGUUCA
Messenger RNA from Brassica rapa (field mustard), 666 nucleotides. RefSeq lists its product as uncharacterized. Gene Ontology annotation, cellular component: Golgi apparatus. NCBI's taxonomy places the organism in Eukaryota, Viridiplantae, Streptophyta, Magnoliopsida, Brassicales, Brassicaceae. The record is from RefSeq and is a predicted model, not a curated record.